UCCGGGCAACUAACUACAAAACAUGGCUGCCGUCUGACUGCAGUUAUCCAUGUUAUUGAUGUCAAGAUGAAGAUUGACAGGUCAAAGUUGAAGAAGUCUUCAACUGAAGUGCCUGCCGAUUGCAGAACUUUGAUAGAAAAGUUGAAAUCCUCAGAGGAUGAUCUUCUUGCUGAACUCCGUACCGUGAAAACAUGGACCUUUGGAAAGUGUGAAUUGUAUCACUGGUCUGAUAUACUUGACCUGUUUGAUGAUGUAUUGGAAAAGGCCUGUAAGAAGGAGACUGAGAAGAAAUGGACUCUUGCUUGUGAUGUCUCUGGAAAUGAAAAGCUCAAAACCCUCCUGUUGGAGGUGUUGCGGUUCACAGCCCUACUCAUUGAGCACAGCUUCUCCCGUCACUUGUACAACUCCAUGGAGCAUCUCACCACAUUGUUGGCCUCCUGUGACAUGACAGUUGUGCUUGGUGUUCUAAAUCUACUCUAUGUAUUCAGCAAAAGGUCCAACUUCAUUACACGUUUGAAUCCAGAUAAGAAACAAGCAUUGGUUGUGAGACUGACACAUCUAGCCGAGAGUUGGGGAGGAAAGGAAAAUGGAUUUGGACUUGCAGAAUGUUGCAAGAAUUUGGCUUUGAGUAACUUUCCUCCAAGUGCAACCACUUUACAUUUUGAAUUCUACACAGAAAAUAAAGAUGAAAAGUCUGGAAAAAAGGGUUCCUCAAAUUCAAUUCAGAGUAUUCACAUGGACAAUGUUGACAAGGCUGCUUCUCUCCCAUCAACCAUCAUGGAACAACUGGAGAACUACAGUAUACCUGCAGAUAAACAGGUUCUGCUGUACACUCACAUACGCCUGGCCCAUCUGUUCUCCAACUAUGAGGCCCGAGUGCAGUGUGUUCAGGCCAGACUUCAAGCUAUUGCUAUACUGGUGUACUCAAAUGCUAUUCAAGAAAACAUGAAUGUGAUCCUAUAUCCAGGCCUCAUAGAGGAGCUUGUUGAUAUUGUGGAACUCAAAGAAACCAACCUGGUGGACAUCAAAGCUGCUGCUUUGAGGACAUUGACAUCUAUCAUACACCUUGAGAGAAAUCCAAAGUUCUGCUGUACACUCACAACACUCUGGCUCCAUCUGUUCUCCAACUAUGAGGCCCGAAAAAGCAACCCUGAAAUGGAUGCUUUUCCCCAGCAGUAUGCCACGGCCCUGUUUUCCUUCCUCUACCAUCUAGCCAGCUACGAGAAUGGUGUUGAAGCAUUGGUGUCUUGUGGGAUGAUGGAAGCAUUACUGAAAGUCAUCAACUGGUAUGGAGAGGGACAAGAGCACAUAACAUUUGUGACACGAGCUGUACGAGUGAUUGAUCUCAUCACAAACCUGGACAUGGCUGCUUUUCAGGCUCAUGGAGGACUUCUUGCAUUUAUCAACAGACUAGAGAAUGAAGUAAGCAUCUGCAGAAAGGAACAGCCAUUUGUAAUCCGACCAACCCGUCGUGAAGCCAGCAUUGACUCUCAACCCGAAUCCCCCCCUGCCCCGAUGGAGACCGACAUGACCCAGAGCAGUGACAGUAUUAACGCUGGAGCGUCAACGUCACUCCCAGCACCUGUAGCCCAGCCAGCAGAACCAGCUGAGCCAGAAGUGCCAGAAGUGCCAAAGUCAGGUGUGCAGUGUUUCCCACAGCGAGCUGCUCUACUCAAGUCCAUGUUGAACUUCCUGAAGAAGGCCAUUCCAGACACAGCUUUUGCAGAAAGCAUUAGACAUUUAAUGGAUGGAUCUCUGCCUAAAUCCUUGAAGCAUAUUAUCAGCAAUGCUGAAUACUAUGGACCCUCACUCUUUCUGCUGGCAACUGAUGUUGUGACAGUUUACGUCUUUCAAGAACCCUCUCUUCUAUCAUCACUACAAGACAAUGGCCUCACUGAUGUGGUGCUCAAUGCCCUGCUUAUCAAAGAUGUUCCAGCAACUCGGGAGGUAUUAGCAUCCUUGCCAAAUGUAUUCAGUGCUCUGUGUCUGAACACUCGAGGUCUGGAAGCUUUUGUGGAGUGUCGUCCAUUUGACAGACUUUUCAAGGUGCUUUUAUCCCCAGACUAUCUACCAGCCAUGAGACGGAGACGAAGCUCAGACCCUUUUGGGGAUACUGCCAGUAAUUUGGGCAAUGCUAUGGAUGAGUUGAUGAGGCAUCAGCCAUCUCUCAGGACAGAUGCUACCAAAGCAAUUAUCAAGCUUUUGGAAGAAGUCUGUGCCAUGGGAAGAGACACAAAGUACAUCUGUCAAAAGCAGCAGCCCAAGGCAGAACAGAACAUGGCGUUGUCAAUCCGUUCUCCUCAGCCAGCAGACACAGGGUCAUCUGACGAGGAUGAAGAGGAGGAGGAACUGCCCAGCACAGCCAGUCAGAGUACAUCAGCCAAACCAGCUCUCUCACCCACACAGGACUCUAUGCAAAGCUUGUCUGCUUCACCUGACAGGCAGGCCAUUCCUCUUAUGGAUUAUGUUCUUAAUGUGAUGAAAUUUGUUGAGGCCAUUUUAAGUAACAACUCGACAGAUGACCACUGUCGUGAGUUUGUCUCACAGAAGGGUCUCCUCCCACUCAUGGGCAUCUUGGGACUGCCAAAUCUUCCCAUUGACUUCCCUGCUUCACCUGCAUGCCAGGCUGUUGCAAGUGUCUGCAAGGCUAUUCUUAGCUUGUCAAGAGAACCCCAAGUGUUGAAGCAAGGAUUGCUUCAUCUAAAUGAAGUGCUACAAAAAUUGGAGCCUCUACACAAGCCCUUGGACCCUCCAGGAGGCUCUGUGUUGCUACGGGAACUGGCCAGCGUUGCUAACAUCCCUGAUGCCACCCUGUCCCCCCAGGCCACGCCCCUCCUCCAUGCCCUGUCGGCAGCGCAUGCUUACAUCAUGAUGUUUGUACAUGUGUGCAGGAUGGGGCAGAUUGACAUCAGAACCAUAUCCGUGAACCACUGGGGAUCAGAGCUGGGACAGCAGGUCUUGAAGGGUCUGAGUCGCUACACCUCGCUGGUGUGGGAGAGCACUGUGCUUCUGGCUCUCUGCAGUGAGGACAUUUUGCCUCCAGGAUGUGAGUUCGGUAAGGAGGAUAUGGACAAGAUUCUUCCAAAGGAUCAGAAAGGUGAUAAGGAUGGUAAAGAAGGAGAGGAGGGUUUGACGAGGAGUGUUGGAGAAAUGGGCAGUAAUGGGGUCAGUGCUGCUAUGGAAUCUCUUACCACAUCGGAAACCCCUGAAACUCCCAUGGAAGUUGUGUCUGAUUCUGCUUCUUCAUCAGACAAGGACCAGAAAAAGUCCAAACUGUCACCUACACUUCAGGCUCAGAUCAAACAGCUGAAGCCAUUGUUAUCUGUGUCCUCCAGACUUGGACGAGCUCUUGCUGAGCUGUUUGGACUCCUGGUCAAGUUGUGCGUUGGAACACCAGUACGACAGAGACGGAGUCAUCAGACUCCACCUACUCCAACCACUCCCACACCAGCUGCUCAGGUUGUUGCAAAGGCGCUAACCAAACUUUUGGCAAAUGGCCUGUCAUGGAAUCCGCCCCCACAUGCACCAGUACCAAAGCUAAGGCUAACAUUCCUUGUAUGUUCUGUUGGAUUUACGUCACCAAUGUUGUUUGAUGAGAAGAAACAACCAUACCAUCUUAUGCUACAGAAGUUUGUCUCUUCAGGGGGACAAGAUGCUCUAUUUCAGGCCUUCUCAUGGGCAUUGUCUAUGAAUGGAAAAGUUCCAUUGGUGGAUGGUUUAGAACAUCCUGAUCUCCCAGAUGGAUCUGGAGAGUUCAUAGAUGCAUGGCUGAUGCUGGUGGAGAAGAUGGUCAACCCAAAGACAGUGCUAGAAUCUCCACACACUCUUCCAACAAAGUCAACACAACCAGGGUUCGCUCCCUUUAGUCCUGUACAGUAUCUCAUCAGCACACAGAAGGCUGCUUUCAAUGCUGUGAUGAACCUUUGGAACAAGAAGCCAAUUAAAGUAUAUGGCAGUCGGAUGUCGGAAUCCAUUCUGGCAAUUCUGUGUCACAUCAUCAAGGGAGAAGGAAUCAUCAAGGAGUACCUUGCUAAGGAAAAGGAUGAGAGUGCAGCUGCCACCCCAGGUGCACAGACACCCUCCCCUGCUAGUUCUAUAGCUAACAACAUGGCUGCUGCCGGGCCAUCUGUCCCAGUCCCAGUCAGGCAGGAACCAGAAGUCAACCAGGCACAUCUCCAGCAGUUGAUGGACAUGGGCUUCACACGAGAGCACUGUAUGGAUGCACUGCUACACACGACCAGCCUGGAACAAGCUACCGACUACCUCCUGAAUCACCCUCCUCCUGCACUGCAGGUUCCGGGUCUUGGUAUGGACAUGGACAUGUCUGAAGAGGACCAGAUGAUGCGUGCAAUAGCAAUGUCUCUAGGGGAAAAUGUAGUCAUGUCCACUGACCAGGAAGAGCCAAAGAAAGAGGAAAAGAAAGAGGAAGAAGAUGAAGAGCAAGAAAAACAGGAGUUGGAGGAACCUUUGGAUAAAUCUGUAUUAGACAGUUUCACACAAAGUGUUGUAACAGGGUGUUUGCAGUUACUAGACACAUUACCAGAAACAGUGUACCGUGUGUGUGAUCUGAUGAUUGUGAUAACACAGAGAAAUGGCCAUGCAUGGCGGGAUGAAUCGCUAGCUACGCUUGUACAACAGGUGUUCUGUCUGGCCCAUCAACUCCUGGCUCAACUCUCUGAGGGAAUCUGUGUGAAGGACUCAGUGGAUAAAGUCUCUAGUGAAUCCAGUGCAUCCCAGCUGGCAAACAGACUUCAUCUUCUCAGUUUGUUGUUUGAGGAGAUGAUGAUGCCUUGUGCGGAAGCUGUUGAAAAUGGCAAAUUCCUUGACUUGCUGAUCCAAGUGUUGAAUGAAGGACAGGAGUACCUCAGUAAUCUUAAAGAUCCUUCAACUCCAAAGUGGAUGGCUCCGCUGCUGCUUCUUCUUGACCUGUUUGAAAAAGUGUCUGUGAUAUCUAAGAGGAAGUCAGAAGCUAUGAGCCUCAUUGCUAAUAGUCACACCUGGAAAUGGUUUGACGACAGCAGUGGGAGAUGGUGUAAAUAUAGUGUAGGCAACAACAAAACUAUUGAUGAUGCAUACAGAAAUGGAGACAGCAAUGUCAGAUUCCAAGCUGGGAGGCGGAGAUACACUGUACAGUUCAGCUCUCUUGUCCAGGUAAAUGAAGAGACUGGCAACAGGAGACCGAUAAUGCUGUCCUUCCCAACAGCAGAAGAAAAACCUUCCACAAAAGAUGAACCAAAAGACAACAAAAACAAUGCAGAAACAUCUGGAGAGACAACAAAGGCUCCUGAGGAUACAAAGAUGGAGACAGAAACUGUAGAUGAAAAGGAGAAGCAACAGAAGAUAGUAGUCCAAGGUUUUACAGAUGAACAAAUCACCAGCAUAAUAAAAUCAGUUGUCUCUUUACUAAGUGUCCCUGUUGAUCCAGACACUCUACAUGCGUCGUUGAGACUCAUGCUUCGAUUGACCAGAGAACACAAGCAUGCUGUGCAUUUUGCUGAACUUGGUGGACCUAAAAUCCUUCUGAAUUUGACACAGGCCUCAGCUUUUCAAGGAUUUGUCUCUCUGGCAACUCUUCUCUUCAGGCAUAUAUUGGAGGAACCGUCCUCUCUCAAGUACUGUAUGGAAAAGGUGAUGCGAAAUGCUUGCAGUGGAAUAGGAUCAAGUGCUUGUGGAGUUGCCAAUGGAAGUAUCGGGUCCAAGGAGAUGCAUUAUGUGAUGAGAGUGUUGGGCCCCGCUGGAUGUAGGAACCCAAGUCUGUGCGAAGUAGCAAGGAAUACACUACAGAUAGCAUUGCCUCCACCUGGCAAGAUUAUCAGAGAUGAGGAUGAGAAUCGGUACACAGCCCCAAAUGCACCACAGAUCCUGAAAUGCUCCCCUACCAAACAGCUUUCGUUUGCCAUCAACCAGACAGUUAAGGAGGUGGUACAUGAUCUCUUGAAUGCCCUUAUCGUGAAGUACACAUGGAAAGUAGAUGAAAAUACGUCCAGUUCUGAAGUUCGACCAGCUCAGACCUUAGCAGAAGCUAUCCAGGAGGUUGUGAAUGAAGUUGCCAGGGAGUUGAAUGAAAGGCAGCAGCAGGCCAUGGUCCGACAAAACAGCUCCGCAGAAGUGCCUCAAAGCACUGAUGAAGGAGAAUCGAGUCAGGCUGAUGCAAAUGCAGAAAGUUCCACAUCCAAAGAACAGAAAGAUACAAAAACAGCAGAAGAUAUACGAAAACAACGUCCUCUGCUGCCAAAGUCGGCGAUCUUGCGUCUUUUGUCAGAGAUCAUUAAGUCUUAUGGCAACUGCACACAGCUGAUCACCCAGUAUACAUAUCAUUCAGGGCAGACAGAAAUGGUGUCAGAGGAAUGCAGUGUGUUAGCUUUUGUUCUGGACAACUUGUUACCCCAAUGCCAAGCAUCUGGUGAUAGAGACUGUCCAAGUUUGUCGCGAGUGUUUAUUGCCAGCAUCGCUUCCUGCAAUCACAGCCCAGAAGCUCAGAACUCCCUCGUGGUAGAAAUCAAGGGAGCUCUACAGAGAGCUCUUGCAAUACCAGAGAGUUCGGAAAAACAUUCCCGCCUUCAGGCCCUCACUGGAAUAAUAAGUACUAUCAUAGAGGCUUGUCCGAGCCCUGGGCAAGUACCUAAUCAAGUGUUCAAGGGCCAGCAAACUGUGAUGAACAAUAUGGUGAAAAUACUUAUUAAAAAGGGACUAGUAACAGAUUUGGCUCGGAUACCCCAUAAUUUGGAUCUGUCUAGUCCGUACAUGGCCCAGACUAUUAAUUCUGCACUGAAGCCACUUGAGACCCUAUCAAGAAGUGUCAAUCAGCCCUUGCAGAGCGUCACAGCCAAGCCCAAAACACCUGAUGAUGGCUCAGGACCACCUAAUAUGGGCGGGACAACCAUUGCGGCUAAUAACAAUCAGCCAGAUGCCCAAAGUGUAGAAGAUAAUCUUGCGGGUGAAGCUGAGAACAAUGUGACAAUAGAAGAUGUGACUGACCAUCCUCUUGACCUGGAUGAUCUGGAAGAAACAUGCACCCAUGAUGCUGUGGAGCCAGAUCUUGAUAGUCAAAGUCGGGGUGGCAACCUUCUGGAUCAAGUGUUGGACCAGUUCCUAAACAGAGGCCCAGGACAACCUGAGAAUGAAAUUCUAGGAGAUAUCACAAUGGGCACAGUGGAGGAGCCAAGUCAGGCAUCACACAAUGAGGAUGAAUCUCCACGAGUGAUAAUCAAUGUAGAGGUUGAGACCGACGACAUUGAUCAGCAUGAUUCUCAGAUGGUCACCCAGGAGAUAUCUGAUGUUGAGGAUGAUGCAGAUGACCAUGUUCAAGAUGACGGUCCAGAGGAAGGAUCUCCUGACAGUGCUUCGGAAGGUGAUGAUGAUGACAACGAUGAUGCUGAUAAUGAUGAUCAUGACGAUGAAGAUGAUGACGAGGAUGAUGAAGAUGAUGAUGAGGGUUCUGACAUGGAUGCUGAUGAAGAUGACUAUCAUGACAUGGACACCACCAUCACUCCUGGCUACGAGGAUGACUUCCUCUUCCACAUGGAUGAUAUGUUUCCAGCCGGAAACUCGACAUACCCCAUGGGUGAGAGUGGCGUCCAGCACAUCUUUUUCAAUGAUAACUCCCAGAUACGAACCUACCAACUGCCUAUUUCUGUUCAUGAUAACGAUAAUGGAAAUGAAGCAAUGCCGUCCCUUCCCCCUGCUCCUAGCAACGUGACAACAGCUCAUCCUUUGUUGAUGCGACAGUCUGACCCCCACACAGUGAUGGGCGUGGCUCGAGUUCAUCGAGGGAACCGGCAACGAGGCUCCUACAGGUUCAAUCCCAACACUCAGACUCUCCAUGUCAACUUGCAGGGCAGUGGUCGACAGCCAAAUCCUCCAGUUAUCUUACAAAGACUCCUUGGCCCAACUACAGCAGCGGACAUCCUACAGCUAACCAACACCCUCACAACACAAGCUGGGGGACCUACACACACCAGGGUUGUCCUGGCCAAUGAUGACUUGAGGAUUAUCUCCAGGCCUGAGGAAGAUCUCUUUGAAGAGCUAUUCCAGGACCCGUUUCCCGAGAGUGGCUCUGCAGGCUCCGGUGUCCUGUCUUGUGUGCCGUCUACACUGACUCGCUGGACAGAAGAGACCAAGGUCUUGGAUGGAGACAGUGUCCACAACUGUCUCAUGACGGUGAAACCUAGCAUCAUUGAGAGUUUGAUUAAGGCCAGAGAUGAUGAGUUGACUGAGAGGAGAGAGAAGAGGAAGAAAGCAGCAGAGGAAGAUGCAGCCAAGAAGGAGAAGGAAAAACAGAACAAGCCCGACGAGGCUGGCCAGAUUGACAGUUCGUCUGGGACAUCCUCCAGUGUGACAACAUCGGGAGCAGUUAGUGCCGCCAACACUCUGUGCAUCACCCCAGUUGUCCCCAGCCACACGUCCACUCCAAACCCACCACCGCCACCACCAGUCACUACAACUACUGAGAAUCUCUCACGGCAAAUUAGUGUCAGUGAGGCAGUGGCAGCAGCAGAGAGACUUGCUUCAGCAAUGGUGGAGGAGGUUCUUGCCCCAGCCAUCACCACCACCGCGGCAUCUUUACCAAGUGGACAGACCGCAGUUACUCCCAGUGUCACCCAGGCUGCAGUGUCCACCACAGCUCAUGCUGAGCUCACUGACCACCUUCUAGCUGGACAGGGCUUAGCUGCAGAUACCAUCAUGCCGGCCAGUCAGCCUGUCCCCCCUCACAACACCCUCAGCACCACGCAGGCAUCACAUGCAUUUCAUGCUAGGGCUGGAGAUCUGCCAACUUCUAAUCUGGCUUCCCUGUUGCUAUUUGACGAUUCUGUCAUGGAGGCUACCAGCUCUUCCGCCCUGCCCUUGUUUGGGUUGGGCACCACCCAGGGAGAUGAGGUGGGUCCUACUGCCACCCCCACAUCCAGCUCCGACUCCACAACAGGGGCCCAACCCCAGAGUGACACAGCUGUUACCCCCGAGGAAGUCUCUAACAUUACAAGCUCAGAUGCUGUUACAGUGCAUUCUUCUGCAUCAGGUAGCACAGAAGAACUUGCAACAGCAUCUGGUAUCAACCCUCCGACCACAUCAGGUAGCACUACUUCGCAGACUAGCGUCUCUAGUUCCAUCUUAUCAUCCUUGGCAGAAGCUGCUAACCUAACUAGUACUUCUAGUGCCACUCCAACGACCAUUGCAGCUGCAGCAGACUCUGGUGCGCAGAAUAUGUUCGGGGAGGGUGUAGACCCUUCAUUCUUGGCUGCAUUGCCAGACAACAUCAGACAAGAGGUGAUAGCAGAACAGCUACGUCUUCAACGGAUACAACAGCGAGCACAACAGCAGGCGCAGAACACAGACAGUAUGGGAGCUAUGGAGGUUAACCCAGAGUUCCUGGCAGCUUUGCCGCCUGCCAUCCAGGAAGAGGUGUUGGCUCAGCAGAGGGCAGAACAGGCCCGUCUUGCAGCUCAACAGCAGACGCAAACCAACCCGGAGACACCGGUUGACCCUGCAAGCUUCUUUGCCACUCUGCCCACGUCACUACGACAGCAGGUGUUGGCCGACAUGGACGACAGCAUGUUGGCUGUCCUGCCACCUGACCUGGCAGCUGAGGCUCAGGAGCUGAGGAGGGAGUUCGAGGAGAGGCACCGCAGAAUUGUCCAAGAGAGAAUCUUUGCACAAGCUGGUGCUGCUUCUCUAUCCGCUAUUUUACGACAUUCAGGCCUAGCUGGACGUCUUGGAUCACGCUAUGCAAUCAGGGCAGCCCCUCGAGGAAGCAGAUGGGCUUGGGGGAACAGAUACGGAGGCAGGUAUGCUGCUAGGUAUGGAGCACAGCCUCCUGCCAACAGUGCUGCCAUCAAGCUAAGGGGUCGCCAUCUACUGGACAAUGAAGCACUGACCUGUUUACUUGUCUUACUGUUCUUGGAUGAACCAAAGCUCAACACAUCAAGACUUCAUAGAGUGUUAAGGAAUUUGUGUUAUGAUGGACCAACAAGGACUUGGGUGAUUAGAGCAUUGUUGUCUAUCAUGCAGAAAACGGGUGAGUGCAAGGUCCAUGAAAUUGAGGACAAGAGUGGGCCAUCCAAGACCCCAGAAAAGGGCAAGGCCAAAAAGGUUCAACCAAUGCAAACAGAUUCCCCGGUGGCUUUGAAAAGUGAUGUGCGCAGUCAAGCAUCCUGGUUGUCAAUGAGUCUCGAGGCUGCCUUAGGUUGUCGAGCCAAUGUCUUUCAAAUUCAGCGGAGUGCAGGUAAGAAACACACCAGUCCUCCCAGCUGUAGUGUCAGUAUUCAUAAUCAGGCGGCACCUGUGGUGUGUAGACAUGUGUUAGACACUCUCAUUUCCCUAGCCAAAGUAUUUCCAAGCCAUUUUCUGCCUGCGCCAAAGGCAAAAGAGGUCCAAAAAUGUGAAGAUGAUGGCAAGGAAACGGACAAUAACAAACAGAAACAAAUUGCAAGUGGUGCCUCAAGUCCCAGAGUUGCGAACAAGACUGAGAAGGGGGAGAAAUCUGACGCUAAGCAAGAGAGUAGAUGUGACACCAACUUCUGGGAUUUACUGGUGAGAUUGGACAAUACAAGCGGUAGCAGGAAAGGCAAGGGAAUGCAGAAAGCCCAUAAUUCAAGUGCAUUUGACAGUGAGGACAGUACAGUGUAUAACAGCUCUCCAAUAGGACAUCUCAUGAACAUGCUGUCUCACCCUGUUAUACGGAGGAGUCAGCUGCUCACGGACAGACUCCUCAGACUUCUAGGUCUUGUGUCGAUAGGAUUGCCGGAUUUGUCCCGUGCUAGGGAUGUCCGGACAAGUGCUGUCACCACUACAACAACCAAUUCAAUUGCAACUACAGCUGCAGCAUCUAGUCUGUUGACAGCAACCACGAUAACUACAGCCUCAAGCUCUGCACCUACACCAACAUCAGUAGUUCAACCUUCAGCCCCACCUGCAACAAGUGCAGAAGCUAAGUCAAUAAAGAGCCCUGAAGAAGUGGAAGAAGAAUCUGAGGAUGAGUCACCUAUACUGAAGAAUGAACUGAAUCUAGCUGUACAGGUGCUGACAACCAAGUCAUGUUCUGAGGAAGGUUUAGAAGAUGCUACAAACCUGUUACUACAGUUGUCUUGGGCAAACAAUGCCACACGCAAUGCAGUACUUGAACUCUUGCUGGUUGGUGCAAGGAAACUGGGUCUCACAGUCUGUGCCAAUAUAAGAGGGUUGCUGGUAGAACUUCAGAACCUAAACUCUCACAUAACUGAUGAAGUGUUUGACUCUGAUGACAGUAGAGAUGUUGACGCAAAUGUUGAGAAUAGAGGCAAAGGAAUGCUUCCUGACAGGUUUAUGCCAGGAGUGCAUGUAGUGGUAUCUGCACCCACGAAGAUGAAGAGUGGGAGAGAGCUACAGCUACCCUCAAUGUCUCAGCUCACUUGCAAAACAUCCAGUCAGCAGUUCUUCCUCAGGAUCCUCAAGGUCAUCAUCCAGCUGAGGGAGGCAGCAAGGGUUGCAGCCAAGAAGCAGAAGCGUACAGGCAGGGAACUGGGUAACAUCGCUGAGGCAAUGGCAGCACUAGAAGCAGAGGCUGAGGCUUUCAUGGAAGUAGUCAGUCACAGGAGUAGCACCCCUCUCACGCAGCAGGCUCAGCCACAACAGGCUGCCCCCUCUCAAGUAGACAUGUUGCAAGGGGCAGCCCAGACUGGGGCCAGCGAUGCCCAGCCACCGACCCCCGGGGCAGAGACUCCCAUGGAGGUGGAUCAGCCAGGUUCCUCAAAGGAGGAGAAGGACAAGAAGAAUGAGGAGACAGCAGCUCCACUACCUCGCUUGAGUGAACAACUGUCACUGGAAGAGUUGUGGCAGACUCUUGGGGAUUGCUUGUCUGAGCUGGCUAAAACACCAGACCAGCAUGCUGUGCUUAUACUGCAGCCAGCUGUGGAGGCCUUCUUCAUUGUACAUGCAGGUGAGAAGGAAGUGAAACCUGUGGAGACGCAUCCUCGUCGUGAGGAUCAGCUGGCACAUCUGAAUGCAGAGAUGGCACCUCCUUCCCCAUCGGCCAGCAAUAACCCAGCAGCCAGUGCUGAGGCAAGCAUGCCUCUCACCAGGGAGAACUCCGUCGCAUCUGUCUCUUCCCUGGCACAUCUACCACCUGAUGCUCAGAAGUUCCUCAGGUUUGCUGAAACUCACAGAACUGUUCUGAAUCAAAUCUUGCGACAGUCAACGACCCCAUUGGCUGAUGGUCCAUUCAGUGUCCUUGUGGACCACACACGAAUCUUAGACUUUGAUGUGAAGAGAAGAUACUUCCGCCAGGAGCUUGAGAGGUUGGAUGAGGGCUUGAGGCGUGAAGAUCUUCCAGUUCAUGUCCGCAGGGAAAAUGUCUUCGAGGACUCUUUCAGAGAGCUUUUCCGCAGGUCACCAGAAGAGUGGAAACAGAGAUUCUACAUUGUGUUUGAAGGGGAGGAAGGCCAGGAUGCUGGAGGCCUGUUGAGAGAAUGGUACCUGAUCAUCUCCAGAGAAAUCUUCAAUCCUAACUAUGCAUUAUUCAAGACCUCUCCAGGGGACAGAGUCACCUACACUAUCAAUCCGUCUUCUCACUGCAAUUCUAACCAUCUCAGCUACUUCAAAUUUGUUGGCCGCAUCAUUGCGAAGGCUGUGUAUGACAACAAGCUUCUAGAGUGCUACUUCACUAGGUCCUUCUACAAACAUCUACUUGGACAGCCAGUCAAAUACACAGACAUGGAGAGUGAAGAUUAUGCCUUUUACCAGGGUCUGGUCUUCUUGUUAGAGCAUGGUGUUGCCGAUCUUGGCUAUGAUCUCACAUUUGCCACAGAGAUAAUGGAGUUUGGUGUGAUGGAGACAAGGGAUAUUAUCCCAAAUGGACGAAAUGUGCCUGUGUCUGAGGAAAACAAACGAGAGUAUGUGAAGCUUGUGUGUCAGAUGAAGAUGACGGGAGCCAUUCGGAAACAGCUCAACGCCUUCCUGGAAGGCUUCUAUGACAUCAUUCCCAAGAAAUUGGUUUCAAUCUUCAACGAGCAGGAACUGGAGCUGCUCAUCUCAGGGCUGCCAACUGUUGACAUAGAUGACCUUAAGGCCAAUUCAGAAUACCAUAAAUAUCAACCGAACUCCCUACAGAUUCAGUGGUUCUGGCGAGCUCUGCGUUCAUUUGAUCAAGCAGAAAGGGCCAACUUCCUGCAGUUUGUGACUGGCACUUCUAAGGUCCCACUUCAAGGUUUUGCCUUCCUGGAGGGAAUGAACGGCAUACAGAAAUUUCAGAUCCACCGAGAUGACCGAUCCACAGACAGACUUCCAACUGCACACACUUGCUUCAACCAGUUGGAUCUUCCAGCCUAUGAGACAUACGACAAACUGAGACAUAUGUUGCUGUUGGCUGUUAGCGAGUGUUCAGAAGGAUUCGGCCUUGCUUGAUUGAGUACCUAGGUUAAGUUGUACUGGUUCAGCAUCUGAAGGGUCAACAUGGAUGAAAGCAGUAAGACUGUCAAUUGUUACCCCUUCAGAAUGGAACGCUGAGACAAGAUACCUUCUACUUAAUCCCACAUUUGCUAUUUAUUAUGAUCGUGGUUCAUAUUGUUGAAAGACAAAUUGACAUAGUUUAUUGUAUUUAAAUAUUUUGCAACAGCAAAGAAAUGAUUGUAUAAAAUAUGGUACAAAAGUACAUAGAGCCUUUGAAAAAGUGUAUUGCCUUUUGUGAUUUUAUACUGUGUAUAUAGAGAGAAUGGACAUGGAUGUGAUAUGAAAAUAGUAGAAUUUAUGCACAGUUUAUUUGGGAGAUAUUAUUUUGUUCUGCCCACUUGAGAAAACACAAAGUCCUUCCUUUGUUUUGAUGUGAUUUCCAUCCACAGGUUCUUGGCAUUGUUUGUAUUUAUGAGUUUAAUUUUCUUUUGCUUGUACACGCCGACGUGAAUUGUGUGAAAUAUGUUGUUUAAAGUUCUGAACAGAGGUUACUGCUCAAACUGUCAGUAUCAGUUAGAUGUGAAUUACCUUUCCCUGAAAUGACAUAUUUUAGACAUAUCUAUCAAAGCAUUAUUUACUUUGUAACAUGUACAGUACAUGUAAGUCCCACUAAUGUCAUAUUCAAAACAUUUUGCACCUUCAAGAUUUCAAAGACAUUACAUUAUUUACUGUUGUGGCACACACUUAUCACCAAUAUAAUUCACUGCCAGAGGGAAUUACAGAUAUUGCUUAAGUUACUAUAUCGGUUUCUGUAAAAUGUACCAAUAGACAAGGUGGUUUCAACAUAAUGUAAGGGGGGUGGUUCCUCAUGUAAUUCUUUAAUACCACCUUAAGACUAUGAAAAACAGUGUAAUCUUUGGAAGAUCAUGUAUAAUGUUAUUCACCCAAUACUGACUGCAAAGCAUCAAAGUGCGUUCUGCAGUUCUGCAGCGCUCUGCACCCAUCUGAGAAUUCCACUUUCUAGUACUGUUCAGAGACAACUUAUGAUGGUGUCAUUUUGGACACACUAUGAAGGAAGAUAAUAUGUUACUUUGUUGACAUGUUAAGUUGUUUGCGCACCUCUUAUGGAGACGCGUAGAGUACGGUGAGAGUGACUUGAUGGCACAGACUUGAAUGUGACUUUAUUCAAUGGAUGUAAAUGGCAUCACUAUUUAUGGCUGAAGAGGAGCCGUGAGGAGAAAGAUUUUUAUUGUAUGCUUGAACAAAUGAUGUCGAGAGUUCCAUAUGGUGUAUAAUUUAUUGAUGUUUUAAUCUGAAAAAUCCCCGCAAUUGUUUGAAAACAGGAAUGUGAAAUACUUCCGAAGGGGGCUGCGCUACAAACUGUAAUUUGUAGACAGAAUGUUUCAGAUUUCUUCAGUUUCAAUGUACUAAUUGUCCACAUGUAUGUAAGUCAAUAAUGAUUAGAAUAUUAUGACUUCAUGUUACUGGUUGUAAUCUUUACCAGCUGUGUACAGCCUUGAUAAUGAACCUGUUAUGUAUAUUUCUCAGUCAUGUCCGUAGCACAAAAUGACAAAUGCAAGCAUUUGAAAUAAAUAAUUAAUUUGCAUUCUGAAAUUGUAAAGUCAAAUAACAAGGCAUAAACUGAGAAAUAAAACUACAGUUCCAAA
Haliotis rubra (blacklip abalone) is the source of this 15026-nucleotide messenger RNA. Its product is annotated as E3 ubiquitin-protein ligase HUWE1-like. Gene Ontology annotation, cellular component: nucleus. NCBI's taxonomy places the organism in Eukaryota, Metazoa, Mollusca, Gastropoda, Lepetellida, Haliotidae. Gene Ontology annotation, molecular function: ubiquitin-protein transferase activity; protein binding. The record is from RefSeq and is a predicted model, not a curated record. Gene Ontology annotation, biological process: positive regulation of protein catabolic process; proteasome-mediated ubiquitin-dependent protein catabolic process; protein polyubiquitination.